This is a messenger RNA of Pararge aegeria (speckled wood butterfly), 2016 nucleotides long. Its product is annotated as para-nitrobenzyl esterase-like. NCBI's taxonomy places the organism in Eukaryota, Metazoa, Arthropoda, Insecta, Lepidoptera, Nymphalidae. The coding region runs from base 358 to 1995 and encodes 545 amino acids. The record is from RefSeq and is a predicted model, not a curated record. The transcript is spliced from 6 exons.
GUAAGUUCGCUUACCUGUACAAAUCAGCAGCCAAGUAACUGGUGAAAGCAACCGUACAAAAACAAAACUUUGACGCGAAUAUCGAAUACACAACGCGUAUGUAGCUACAGAGCGACGGUUGGCUCAAGGCUGGUUAACAACUGAAUUGAAUGCAGUCAAGCCACGCCGCGCGCCGUGCGCCUGUCCUACCAUUCGCUUGCUUAGUGCGAAAGAGACUGCAACAACUGAGGGAGAUGGAAUAUAAAACUUCUCAGCUAUGAAGCCAACUGUCAGCAUUCUCUGUGCACUAAUCAUUCUACGCAGAGUAUUUUACGUCUAUCCUAUUAAAAUACUUUUUCGCACAUAACUAAGCAAAAGAUGAUUACAGCAGAAAGUAAACAGGGCAUUUUGAGAGGCGUUAUUGAACAUAGCAACAAUGUCAAAUACGUUGCUUUUAAAGGAAUACCUUACGCGAAACCCCCGCUUGGUAUAUUAAGAUUCAAGGCUCCCGAACCACCAGAAUCCUGGCAAGGCAUAAGGGACGCAUCGAAACAUGGACCGGUAUGCCCCCAAUAUAACGAACGACUACAGCGUUUUGAAACGGGCGACGAAGAUUGUCUGUACCUCAAUGUUUAUACUAAAACACUUUCACCAUCACGUCCUUUGCCCGUCAUGGUAUGGAUUCAUGGUGGUGCUUUCUAUACUGGCUCUGGAAAUUCGGAUUAUUACGGACCAGAAUUUUUCAUGAGACACGAAAUGAUUCUCGUGACAUUUAAUUACAGAUUAGAAGUCCUAGGUUUCCUGUGUCUCGAUAAUGAAGAGGUACCUGGAAAUGCAGGUUUAAAAGACCAAGUCGCUGCGUUAAAAUGGAUAAAGAAUAACAUAGCCGCAUUUGGGGGAGACCCUGAAAAUAUUACAAUUUUCGGCUGCAGUGCUGGGGCUGCAUCUACGUCUUAUCAUUUAAUAUCAAAAAUGAGUCAGGGUUUAUUUAAUAAGGCCAUAUGCCAGAGUGGUGUUUGUCUUAACGAGUGGUCAUACAGUCUAAACGGCAUAGACCGGGCAUUUCAAUUAGGAAAGAUGUUGGGUAACGACACAAAAGAUCGCAAUGAAUUGCUACAAUUUUUAAGAACUGUACCAGUACAAUCUUUAGUUAAUAUAAAAUUACCUGCGCAAGAUCAUGGUAUUAAAGAUAUAGUAGACAGUAUUAUAUUUGCUCCUGUGAUUGAAAAUUCAAAUUUAGGAGUUCAAAACUUUAUAACCGACGAGCCACCGGUGUUGGUAAAACAAGGGCGCAUUUCUAAAGUACCCAUUAUUUUAGGGUAUACAUCGGCCGAAGGAAUAGAGAUUGGAAGAAGUUUUCCAGGAACAUUAAAUUUUCUAUUAAAACCAGGUGUCGUAGUCCCAAGAGAACUAAAAUUUAAAUUAAAUAAAGAGAAACUGGAAGACGCAGAUCGGAAGAUUCGCGAAUUCUACUUUAAGGGCAUAGAUUUAAAUAAAAAUAUGCUUCAAGAAGUGAUUGCUCUUGAAACGGACAGAUUAUUUGCUUACAAUAUUCUUAGAUUUGGGCGUUAUCACGAUCAUUACACAGGUAUGCCCGUCUUUAUAUACAAAUUUAGUGCCGAAACAGAAAGAAACUAUACGAAGAAAGUAUACAAAAUGGAUUCAAUAUCCGGUGUUUGUCACGCGGAUGAUUUGCCCUACUUUUUUAACGUAACCUGUUUAGAUAUUCCGCUGACAGAAGAAUCGAAGGAUAUAAUAGAACAAGUAGUCCAGUUAUGGUUUCAGUUUGCUGCCACUGGGAAUCCAACUACGUCACACAAGUCAAUAGAAUGGAAACCAUUUACUAAUAAAAAAAGGAACUAUCUUAAUAUCGGUCGAGAGCUGAAGUGUGAUGUAAAUAUUGAUGCUGAAAAUAUAGAUUUUUGGGAUGGAAUUUAUGCUGACAAUGAUCAAAUUAUCAUGGAAGCUGGAGAGGAAAUCUUAAACGACACUCUGAAGACGAAUACGAAUGUAUAACUAAUUAAAUAUUUGAAUAUC